GGGGAAAUGUUGCCCUGAGAGCUGGGGUAUAGUAUAAAAGGCUAUGUCAGGGGGAAUAUUUUUGAAUUGAUAAGGGAGUUUAGAAAGCGAAGGGGAAAUUUCCUUUAGCAGUUUCAGAAGAAAACAAGUUUAAAGAGAGAGUGGCAUUCUACCAUCAUUCUACUGUGAUUUGAUCUGUAAUUGAAUAGCAAAUUACGAUAUUUUUAUUUUCUGUUAUCAACUUAAGAGUGACUAUCUUCAUAUUAUAGAAUAUGGCUUCGAUUUUACCUGCUUCCAACACAUCCAUGAGAUCUGACAGGAAUACAUAUGUUGGAAAGAGUUUUGUUCAUGUUAAAAAUCCUUACCUGGACUCUAUGGAUGAAGAUGUUCUCUAUCACUUGGAUUUAGGAACAAAAACACACAACCUACCGGAAAUGUUUGGAGAUGUAAAGUUUGUCUGUGUUGGUGGGAGCCCCAACAGAAUGAAAGCAUUUGCACUGUUUAUGCACAAGGAGCUCAGACUGGCGGACAGUGAAGAGGACAUCAAGGAUAUCUGUGCUGGGACAGACAGAUAUUGUAUGUACAAAAUUGGUCCCGUGCUCUCCAUCAGUCAUGGCAUGGGCAUCCCCUCCAUUUCUAUUAUGCUUCAUGAACUCAUUAAAUUACUAUACCAUGCCCGAUGCUCUGACGUUACCAUCAUCAGAAUCGGCACAUCAGGGGGAAUAGGGAUUGCGCCGGGAUCUGUUGUAAUAACAGAUGAAGCUGUAGACUCCUUCUUUAAGCCCCGGUUUGAACAGGUAAUCUUGGACAACAUUGUCACCAGAAGUACUGAACUUGACAAAGAACUGGCUGAGGAACUAUUCAACUGUAGCAAAGAAAUUUCCACCUUCCCAACCGUCAUUGGACAUACGAUGUGUACCUAUGAUUUUUAUGAAGGCCAGGGUCGGCUCGAUGGAGCACUGUGCUCUUUUUCUAGAGAAAAGGGUUUAGAUUACUUAAAGAGAGCAUAUAAUGCUGGCAUCAGAAAUAUUGAAAUGGAAUCUACGGUGUUUGCAGCCAUGUGUAGACUUUGUGGUCUAAAAGCUGCUGUGGUCUGCGUGACACUUCUCAACAGACUUGAAUGUGACCAGAUCAACUCUCCCCAUGAUGUUCUCGUGGAGUACCAGAAACGGCCUCAGCUCCUAAUCUCCAAAUUCAUUAAACAGCGGCUUGGAUUAUGUGACCAGACAUCAUAGGUGGGCAGCUCAAUCCUUCUCUGCAAAUUCACAGUUCCAGUCAUAAUGUUGAAGGCAUAUAUUAUUUGUGACAUUUUUGUAUAGUUCUCAUCCACAUGGUAAAAUUGUAAUUGAAUGAUUUUAUAAAACCUUUUCUCUUAAAAAUGAAUUUGUUGAAAAGAAUUUAAUAACUUACAUUAAAUUAAGUUCAAAUUUCGUUUUAAAAUGAGUUAGCUAAGUCAGUCUAAUAAUUAAAAUUGUAAAACUGUAUUGUGACAUUUGGAGUUUCAUAUGCAGCAUUAAUUAAGUUCACAUCAAAAUAGAUCAACCACUUGUAGAUUCAGUUACCCGUCACUCUGCUUCUGAAACCAAUCCAGAAAUUCAUGUUAGGAUGUUGUCAGGCACUUCUAGGUGUUGGACAAGUGACAGAAAUUGAUCAUGCACAUUCAAAAUAUUUACAGAAAAAAAGUGUCAGUGUAAUGUAGGUCUCUAUGAAAAAGCUACUCAUAGAGAAAUAGGACCAUACUUCUUUUUUUUCCCCUGCAGGAUUUUAGUGCACCACAGAAUAGGAUUCGAGGCUGAGGUUUGCCCAUGUUUGUGAUUUUAUCACAAGCUGUAACAACUCUAGAUCACACAUUGAUUUUCAGAUGAAAACCUUUGGAAAUGCAAAGAAAGAUCUUCAUUUUUCUUCCAAAAUCACACAUGAUUAAACUAUUUUCUAACAAACUUUUCUUUUAAGGAAACGCAUUUCAGAAGGGCUGUAUUUUUAAAUUUUCAUUUCAAUAUUAACCUCAUAGGCAGAGGAAUAAUAACAACUGAAUUUAGACUUGAGUUCAAGAUGUUAAAGUCAUCCUUUUGAGUGACUUUGAAGUGGUCUUGCCUGCACCCUGCCCCGCCUCUGGCAGACAUGGUGUCACUUGGAGGGUAUACUAUGCUUUGUAUAAGUUGAUGCUGCCUGGAGGGGGCAGUUCUUCUAAAGAUGAUACACUUAGGAGUUGGGAGGCAUGGAUGGAGGAUGCGUGGAGGAUGGCUUACCAUCUUGAAUAGUAUGUAAUGUUAUAUACAUAUAUUUAUAUUGUUGUGGCUCAAAUAAAGUUUAAUCCCAACCAUGAUAGAGA
Molecule: messenger RNA, 2311 nt
Organism: Capra hircus (goat)
Lineage: Eukaryota; Metazoa; Chordata; Mammalia; Artiodactyla; Bovidae
Gene: UPP2
Product: uridine phosphorylase 2
Exons: 7
Coding region: 252-1214 (320 amino acids)
Biological process (GO): nucleotide catabolic process; uridine catabolic process
Cellular component (GO): cytosol; cytoplasm
Molecular function (GO): uridine phosphorylase activity
Source: RefSeq, a predicted model, not a curated record